AUGGUCCUAGAAACUACAGUGGUCGAUAUGCAGAUGCAGGAGAUCACGGAUUUCGUUCGCGAUGCUCGUCUGUUCAUCUCCCAUCACAAUCCCGCUAUUAAGACUGCUGCCCUUCAGGUUUACUACUCUGCGCUCAUAUUUAGCCCCAAGAGCAGUGUAAUUCGACAACAAUUCUCUUACUAG
This is a messenger RNA of Fusarium odoratissimum NRRL 54006, 183 nucleotides long. RefSeq lists its product as uncharacterized. Bases 1 to 183 code for a protein of 60 amino acids. NCBI's taxonomy places the organism in Eukaryota, Fungi, Ascomycota, Sordariomycetes, Hypocreales, Nectriaceae. The transcript is spliced from 2 exons. The record is from RefSeq and is a predicted model, not a curated record.